UGGGGUAGAUCAGGGUAUUUUUUGUUUCAUUUAUUACUUUUUCUGUGUAAAACACUGUGCUAUAUGGUUGUGUAUGAAAAGUGUUCUAUAAAUAAAGACUGAUUGAUUGAUUAUUCAGGUAGUUUGUGGGUUAGUUACUCAGUCAGUCGGUCAGUUAGUUAGUUAGUUAAUCAGUCAGUAAUUUAGUAGUGAAAUGGUGAAGUCAGUAGAAUAAACCGCUGUUCUCAUCCUGAAUGUUUUAACAAUGACAGAGUGAACCUUAACUCUUUGACGUUUCAGAAACUUCAUAAACUGAUUGAUUGAUUAUUCAGGUAGUUUGUUGGUUAGUUAAUCAGUCAGUUAGUUACUGAGUUAUUUAGUUAAUUAGUUAGUUACUCAGUUAGUUAGUUACUCAGUUAUUUCGUAGUGAAAUGGUAAAGUCAGUAGAAUAAACCGCUGUCCUCAUCCUGAAUGUUUUAACGAUGACAGGGUUAACCUAAACUCUCUGACGUCUCAGGAGCUUCAUAAACUGCUGGAUUAUCCGAGCAGCACGUGAACGCAGCACUAAUUUAACACACAUUCACAUACUGAUGUCAAUACCCUGUUACCAGGGCAACAGGCCUAAUCAGGUCAAAGGUCAUGGAUAGGAUAGUUUAAUCAGGUUUAUCUCUCUCCGGUCGUUACCUCUCCCGGUGAGGCCGUCGGUACCGGUACCGUCCGUCCUCCCGUCCUCCAGCUGCUCCGCUCCGUUUCGUGGUGCGUUCAGUGUCCGGGCAGCAGUGAGUGUUUCCCGGCCGCUGAUCAGCAGCAGCAGCGGCAGCAGCAGAGCCGCAGACCCGCUCAUCCUCCCAGUCACCGGACACUGGACCGGUAACAGGUCGGUGCGGUGAGAUGACCCGGUCCAGUUACCUCAGCGUGUCUGAACACCGGGACAGGUUCUGGUCCGGCUCCAUGCUCUCUCCGAUAACAUCCACAGAAACCAGCGGGGUCAGAACUUCAGCUGUCCGGGGAGAGGGACCGGUGACUCGGCGUUAAUCUACCGGGCAGCCCGCCCGGUCCUCCGGUUCUCCGGUCCUUAAUUGCGCAGCUGUGAAAAAAAACAAGUCCUGGAGCCAAGAAGACCCGUCAACGGGUCGGAACCGCCCGAGUUAAGUCGGCUGUGUUCGUGUGGACUCCGGUCGGUUCUGUUUUAACGCCGUUUGUUACCGGAAACACCGAUCUGCGCGUGUUUUAAGCGCGAUCUGACGCUGACGUCAUCCAGCUCAGUAAAAUCAACGGAGACUGACCGGAAAUACACUCAGACCGGGUUUUCAAAAUAAAAGCUGUCCAAUUAAAAUGAAGCUUUUAAGAUGGUUUUUAGAGAAUCUAAACUCGCCCAGUUCAGAACCAGAACCAGCCCCGAGGGUGAGGAAAGUCAGGUCUGUGAAAACAUCUUUAUCUACCACCAUUAUUCCAGGGGCGUGUCCUGGGGGGGGGGGGGGGGGGAUUUCUCUGGUGUGUGUAAGCUAACGGUUGUUACCAUAGUUUCAUGUGCUUAUCUGGUACUGGCCCUGACUCAGUACAUGCUAUCAUGACAGAAAGCCAUCUCGACACUAGUGUCUCACACACAUGUCUAGUGUCUAGUCCUCUGCCUCUUCAAACUUGCAGCUAAUUGUUUCAGCAGAACUUCAAAUUGUCCAAUGGACAUCUGAAAAUAGGUUCUGAAGUGACCGUGGUACAGUUUCAGCUCCUGAACCAAGCAGUGAAAUUCACCUCCGAAUAUUUCGUAAUUUCGCAUUCUAUAUAUCGGCCCCGGUGUGUAAGGACCUUUAACCUGCUGAAAGGUGUUUUUUUUUUUCAGUUUGUCUGAUCCUGACUGAAACACUUCUUCAGCACACUCCAACAGUGACGGGCUGAGAGAGAGUGGAUUUCUAUGUUCUAUUUUUUUUUACUGUGAGAUGAUCACGUCUUUGUUCGUCUUUUAUAACCCCGCAGAUUCUCGUCCAGCUGAAUCUAUUUCCAUCUAAAGUUGGUGGUUUUCAAACAUCCCUGUUAUUGUUUAUUCGUCAUUUAUUUCCGUCAUUUUAUUGGGUUAUGAUGUGUUUUCCUGCUCUACCUGUUGGAAAUCAUUACUGAAAAUGUGAUAUGUUUGUGUGAUUAGUAAAUAAAACCAGCCUCAGUUUCUUUUUAUCCAGAGAACAAGUCCUGAUUCAGGGCCCAGCACUGACCCCAGUGGGACACCACAAGGAAAAUCCAAACCCUCUGAACAACCAACCCCCAUCUUCUUCACAGAGGUACUGAAAUAUCCCCCAAUCCAGUCUGGCCCUAAUGAUAGACCCUCCAACCUAUGAAUCUAUGAAUCUGGAUUAAGUGAUCUAGUUUCUAAAGAUCCAGAAAAACGACAUCUGUGAGUUUGAAAGGAUUUCCUCAAUUGAUCCUGUCAGUGUCAACCAAUCUGUUAUGACUGUCAUUAUACUGUAUGGACAAUAAUAUCAACUGAAAUACAACUGUGUAUAUACACUCACCGGCCACUUUAUGAGGUACACCAUGCUAGUAACGGGUUGGACCCCCUUUUGCCUUCAGAACUGCCUCAAUUCUUCGUGGCAUAGAUUCAACAAGGUGCUGGAAGCAUUCCUCAGAGAGCUUGGUCCAUAUUGACAUGAUGGCAUCACACAGUUGCCGCAGAUUUGUCGGCUGCACAUCCAUGAUGCGAAUCUCCCGUUCCACCACAUCCCAAAGAUGCUCUAUUGGAUUGAGAUCUGGUGACUGUGGAGGCCAUUUGAGUACAGUGAACUCAUUGUCAUGUUCAAGAAACCAGUCUGAGAUGAUUCCAGCUUUAUGACAUGGCGCAUUAUCCUGCUGAAAGUAGCCAUCAGAAGUUGGGUACAUUGUGGUCAUAAAGGGAUGGACAUGGUCAGCACCAAUACUCAGGUAGGCUGUGGCGUUGCAACGAUGCUCAAUUGGUACCAAGGGGCCCAAAGAGUGCCAAGAAAAUAUUCCCCACACCAUGACACCACCACCACCAGCCUGAACCGUUGAUACAAGGCAGGAUGGAUCCAUGCUUUCAUGUUGUUGACACCAAAUUCUGACCCUACCAUCCGAAUGUCACAGCAGAAAUCGAGACUCAUCAGACCAGGCAACGUUUUUCCAAUCUUCUAUUGUCCAAUUUCGAUGAGCUUGUGCAAAUUGUAGCCUCAGUUUCCUGUUCUUAGCUGAAAGGAGUGGCACCCGGCGUGGUCUCCUGCUGCUGUAGCCCAUCUGCCUCAAAGUUCGACGUACUGUGCGUUCAGAGAUGCUCUUCUGCCUACCUUGGUUGUAACGGGUGGUUAUUUGAGUCACUGUUGCCUUUCUAUCAGCUCGAACCAGUCUGGCCAUUCUCCUCUGACCUCUGGCAUCAACAAGGCAUUUCCGCCCACAGAAGUGCCGCUCACUGGAUAUUUUUUCUUUUUCGGACCAUUCUCUGUAAACCCUAGAGAUGGUUGUGCGUGAAAAUCCCAGUAGAUCAGCAGUUUCUGAAAUACUCAGACCAGCCCUUCUGGCACCAACAACCAUGCCACGUUCAAAGUCACUCAAAUCACCUUUCUUCCCCAUACUGAUGCUCGGUUUGAACUGCAGGAGAUAGUCUUGACCAUGUCUACAUGCCUAAAUGCACUAAGUUGCCGCCAUGUGAUUGGCUGAUUAGAAAUUAAGUGUUAACGAGCAGUUGGACAGGUGUACCUAAUAAAGUGGCCGGUGAGUGUAUAUACACAGUUUAUAUUUAAUUUAUAUCAAGUAUUAAAAUGUAAAAAUCUGCAGGGACCAUUCUCACAGCCUCAAAGGUCUGUGUGUCUUCAGCAGAUCUCAGGUCAGAGGAAAGAUCCUGUUUUCAUUUUUUCUGCAGGUUUUAAAGUCGAACCUGAAGACGACGGUCACAAAGUCUCAGACGCUUUUGUCCGAAGUGAUGCAGAUCUGAGAGUAAAAACAGCCCUGAGGUCCAGAAGAACAUCAGGAGAGUCUGGAUCCUGCUGCUGAUCAGCGGAUUAUACACACCCCUGUAUGUGAGUGUGUGUGUGUAAGCUGCUCAGGUGACCAGCAUACAUACAUAUGUGCACACACACAUACACACAUGUGCAUGUGUGUAUGUGUGAGUGUGCACACACACAUGCCCACAC
This is a messenger RNA of Xyrichtys novacula (pearly razorfish), 4109 nucleotides long. The record is from the annotation of a GenBank genome assembly. Lineage: Eukaryota; Metazoa; Chordata; Actinopteri; Labriformes; Labridae.